Saitoella complicata NRRL Y-17804 is the source of this 1195-nucleotide messenger RNA. RefSeq lists its product as uncharacterized. The record is from RefSeq and is a predicted model, not a curated record. The transcript has 4 exons. Gene Ontology annotation, cellular component: Golgi apparatus. The annotation marks the transcript as partial. NCBI's taxonomy places the organism in Eukaryota, Fungi, Ascomycota, Saitoellomycetes, Saitoellales, Saitoellaceae.
GACUGCACGGCGUUGUAUGCCAGGAAAAGACCUGUUCAAACGGUACAUCUCAUCGAUAUCUAGCAGUCACCGGUAGCUCGUUCAACGGUCUUCGGUCUUUACAGGAAGGUCACAGGAGAUCAGGCUACAGCUUCAGCGCGGGUCGCGAAGCUACGUGUUUUAUACCGCCACUUAGAGCCUCCCGGGUUCAUAUACAGAGAGCAUUCAGUCGAGGUCAUCCGUCUCUGACUGACAUACAACACUAUGUCGCUCGUUAACAGAGCAACGCCUGUCGCGGGCGGUAAGAGACCAUACUCGAUCAAUGCGAAGCUCUUCUUCGCAGUCACGGUCAUCGAAGUCGUCGUCAACUGCGCCCUCGAAGCAUACAUCUUCGGACAAUACUCCGUCAACGUACGGUUAUCAAACAGAGUUGCGAGAACAGUCCCGACAUACCUAUCAAUAUUCAUAGCCGCCUUCCUCUUCCAAUCUGUCCUCGCCUUCAUCGCACUACGACAACGAAACACGAUUCAGAUUUUUGGGUUGACGUUGUUCAAUCUGACGUUCUUGGCGUACUCGAUCGUCCAGAUAGAGGAAAUUCAUUCGGCGAUUAUGGACUCGGCUGGUUCCCAGUUCUUGAAGGAUGGGGUGAAUGGAGCGGAUCUGUGGGAUGAUUUGAAGCCGUUUCUGAUUGUCAUACCCGUUGUGGUGUUUGUUGGGCAGGUGUGCUAUUUCUAUCUGGCGUGGAGGUUGUAUAAGGACUUUGGUUGGGAGAUCUUUAAGACGCUUGGGGCGGAUAGGCGGAUCAGACGGCUGUACAAAGCCUAUCAGAUUUUCGUCUGCUUGCUUCAGUUCGACUUCUUCUUUUUCUUGGGAUUCACCAUGCAGCUUUUGGUGCUGAACGUGCCCGGAGUGCACGACUACGAGCUCUAUGUGACGGUCGCUGCUCUUCCCAUUACUUUCGUCUUUCUUCUUUGUGUCGUAUGGUUCACCAAGCGUGAAUUCCAUGCCGGUAUUCUCUUAUUCGACGUGGGACUCUUUGCAGCCUGUGCCUACUUCAUUUUCAAGCUUUACAGAAUCUAUGACGAGGGCACGAAGGCCAGUUACUCUCACGACAGGAUCAGUUUGACGACUUUUGCUGUCAUCUCUGUGGUUCUUAUGGUGAUCACCUUCGUCAACUCCAUUAUCUGCGAGGUGAACUUCGGAAAAGGUCUACGGC